CUCCUCCGCCUCCGAGCAGCUCGGUCCCUCCUCUCUGGGCUCCAGGUCCAAACAUCACCGAGUGUUCCGUUGUUUUCCUUUUAUUACUAUUUAAACCAAAGACGUGCCAGCAGCAGUCAGACCCACCGGGACCGGGACCGGGACCGAGACCGACCUGAGGAGACAAGUUUAAAGCCCAGCUGCUGCUCCGGAGGACGGAGGUUCGUCGCUCCUCCACCUUCAGUUAAACAGGUUUUUUGGAAGUUAUCAUUGACUUCAGUGAAGUUCGUGCUCGGCCCAGAGGACAGCCCAACACGCCCGGCACCAUGACUCGGAGAUCCUGUGCCAUUUACGCCACCGGGAUCGUGUGCGCUCACCUCCUGAUCGUGGGGAUCGCCCUGGUCGUGGCUCAAGUCUUCCAAACAAUGAUCCACAGCCGGCUGAAGAAGGAAAUUACUCUGACGGAGAAGAGCCAAGUGUUUGAGUCAUGGAAGAAUCCGCCUCCACCUGUUUAUAUGGAGUAUUACUUCUUCAACGUCACCAAUCCAGAGGUGUUCCUGGCAGGCGGGAAGGCAGCUGUCAAACAGAUCGGACCUUACACUUACAGGGAAUACAGGCCGCGGGAAAACGUCACCUUCCUGGAGAACGGCACCAAGAUUUACGCCCUGAACCCAAAAACGUUUGUCUUUGUGCCGGAGAAGUCGGCCGGCGACCCCGAGGUGGACAUCAUCAGGACGGUCAACAUCCCAUAUGUGGCGGUUAUGAACGAGCUGAGCUCCUACUCCAUCCUCGUGAGGACCUUUGUCUCCAUGUACAUGAACGGCAUUGGCGUGGAGCUGUUCAUGACCCGCACCGUCCACGAGAUCCUCUGGGGCUUCAAAGACCCCGUCCUCACAAAGCUGCACUCCCUGAAGCCCGACGUGGACGAGUACUUCGGGCUGAUGUGGAAGAAAAACGGCACACAUGAAGGGGAGUUUGUUUUCCACACCGGCGAGGAGAACUACUUGGACUAUGGCAAGAUCGACACGUGGAAUGGCCUGAGGGAGAUGUCGUGGUGGUCGUCCAAUCAGAGCAACAUGAUCAACGGGACGGACGGCGCCGUCUUCCACCCGCUCAUCAACAGGAACGAGCUGCUCUACAUCUUCGCUGCUGAUCUCUGCCGGUCUAUUCAUCUGGCCUACGUGGAGGACGUGGAGGUGAAGGGGAUCCAGGCGUACCGCUUCGCCCCCCCGAGCGACGUCCUCAUGAACCCCAAAGACAACCCCACCAACGCCGGCUUCUGUGUGCCGGCCGGGGACUGCCUCGGCACCGGGGUGCUCAAAGUCAGCGUUUGUCGAGAAGGCGCUCCCAUCGUGGUGUCCUUCCCACACUUCUACCAGGCCGACCCGGCUUACAUCAACGCCGUGGACGGGCUCAACCCCAACAAGGAGGAGCACGAGACGUACCUGGACCUGCAGCCGACCACGGGGGUUCCCAUUCGGGCCUGCAAGAGAGCGCAGCUCAAUAUCAUCAUGAAGAGGGUCACAGGCUUCCCCAAAACCAAGCACAUCAACGAGACCAUUUUCCCCAUCAUGUUCGUCAAUGAGACGGCGACUAUCGACGAUGACUCAGCAGCACAGAUGAGGACGCUGCUCCUCAUCGUGACUCUGGUGUCCAACUUCCCCCUUCUCAUCGUGGGAAUGGGCAUCAUCCUGCUGCUGGUGCUCGUCGUCUUGUUCUGCCGAAACCGCCAGAAGAAGAAUGAAGUAAAACGUAUUGAUUUUACUGAAGCUUUUCAUUCUUUUGCUACGGCGAAAGAAGACACGGCCUACACUCAGGUCAGCGACAAAACAGACGAGCCGUCGGAAACGCCGGCCAACCAGCCGAUGAGGAACGGCUCCUACAUCGCCAUGUCUCCGGUGGAGGCGCAGAAGUGUUGAUCGAGGACCCCCGUCUCCGAGCGUGGAGCUCAGGAAGGGGGCCGAGGAGCAGCACAGGGGUGUUACAUUACCGCGGGGGGGAGUUCACGCUGGGCUCAUUUUCACUUAAUUGGGGGGGUUGGGGAAAGCGGUGGGACACAAACCCCAGCAACUGUUUAGCCAACAAAGACAUUGCUCCUCUGCCGAGCCCUCUUAUGACUGUCUGUCCUCCUCCUCUCUAGCUGCUGAGCAUGGCCCUCACUGCCUGCAGUACUGCAACACAACCCACCCCCACACUCUAACCCUCAUUUCCGUCCUGGUCGGGCCCGAACACGGAGGGACUCUUUACGGCGGCCUCGGCCAGGACAAGCCUUUUUUCCGUAGUAUUCUUGUGAGGGGAACACGGUAGCGUAGGCGUCGCUGCUGCACACGGAUGCAUGAUCUUCAGAGCAGACUCCAAACUAACCAGAGAGCAUCCUGGUGAACAGCGGCGGGCGUUUCGGUCGUGUUCCGGCUCUUUGCUCUCCAUGGUGAGGAGACAGCCGGUAGAUUAGAACAGCCCCUGUAGACGUUAGGACUGAGCUCUGGGCUCAGCGGGUCGGACGCUUUUGUUAACAAAACUUUUGUAAAAGAAAGGAGAAAAAAAACAGACUGAGCCAAACUAUUUAUAGCAUUUUGCCUUUUUUCCUGAGAUGAACUCGCGCACAUGAACACAUCAUCACACUUCCAGUAACGGUUAGUAAACGUGUGCACCUUUUAUCUCACACUCAGCGUCCUGUUCUCAGGUCGCUGUUUGUCCCAGUGACACCUGAAGUACUCGUGAAUUUGAUGCCCUCCUCCUCCUGAACUGGCCCUUUGGUUUUCUGUCUAAAACACUAGUUAACAUUACAAACUUCUCUGUAGGUGAGCGGACGACUCGUUAGCUGUGAAAUCGUUCGACAAGUUGCACCUUUUAGGCUUCAUCACGAAACAAAAAGGAAGAUUUAAAAACAAAAAAAAAAAACACCCGCAGAACUUACAAGGGAGACUUGAACCUGCUUUCUGCCUUAAAUGGUUCAGUGUUCAUGCAUUGGUCAGACAAGCUGGAGCUCUCUGGCUGUACAUACGUAAAGGGGAACUGUUGAGAUACCUCCGACCAAAUCCAGCAAGCAGUCCUGCUCCAUGUGCUGAAGACACUAGCUGUGCUCUGGUGUCGCCGCUCCGUCACGUCUACACUGUUACGUAUUAGAGAAAGCACAACUUGGAUUGCUAAAACCAGUCCUCACACAAGGCUACCAGGUGUUCUUUUUGUGUCCUGUAUUAUAUAUCAAACAUUUACAGCUGAUCUGUCAAAGACACUGUCGAGUGCCGUGGCCUCUGAACCCCAGCGGGAGCCCCGUCGGCCUCCCGCCGCUGUGCAGUCAUUCGGUUUGCCAAGGAGCUGUAGGCAUUCAGGCGAACUCAGCACACAGCACUUGAAUCACUGUUUGUCUUACGUUGUGUUGAAGCUCUCUGUCCGCCACAUUUGUCUCAUCAAAGCCCGCCGGUGGUGGGAAGUGAAUUUAAGGCCAUAAUACUGUCGACGUGGAACCUUCCCUGCACUUUGCCUGGAACUUGUGCCCUGUGUACUUUCAUUGUUGUUGUUUUUGUUGUUACUGUUUGUUUCGAUGCAGGUGGUCCAUGUGUUCAUGACAUUUCAGCGCUUUGUCCUGCCUCGUGUUGCUUGUGAGGGAUGCUGCUGCGAUGGGACAGCAGACAUCCUGCCUCUGUGUUCGUUGCUUUUCAGCACAUGGAGUGUCUUCUUUUGAUAUACUUUUGUAUUUGUUAUUGCUGCUACAAAAUGCCAUAGCCGGUGGACUUGUGUUUGUAUUCACCACAGCGUGCUCGGUUCCAGGUUGGCCCACGGAGGCUUUUUGUGUUGCCGACCCUCUGACACCUGAGCACAAGAUACGAGCCCGACGCCUGCUGCCAUUCGUUGGACUUUGCGGUUACAGUUUUUUGUAAAGAUAUCACUCUCAUUCCUUUAUUAGCGGGCGACCUGAGCAUAUCACGCGUGUCGUUGGGGUUUUUUAUUCUUGGGGUUCGUAGACUUGACCGUUCGCUGAAGGUGCCCAAACGGGGGCGAGCCGCUUCGGCACCAUCCAGACCCGGUGCCACAAGUCUGACUGUGGGUUUAGAAACACUGUGGUGGAGAGUCCUUGAACGCAUCGGUUUGGAAAAGAUGCUUAUUUGCUUUGUUGGUGGAAUGUCAGACGCCACUCUGUCCGCUGAGGCCUAGCUUCACCCAAAGCCUGGAAACGAGGAGGCGGCUCACCUGGCUCACCUGGCUCAUUAAACAGUCACUCCAGCAGCACCUCUACGGUUCAGGACAUUUCACGUAACAUCUUGGUUGUUUUUACUCUGUACAAAAACCAAAGAGCUCAAUUCAGGCUCUGACAGUUACUGCACUGACAGAUAACUGGCAAACAUUUCAGUUUCUGCACAUUUCAAAAGGCGGCAGGAUUCCUCCGCAUCAACGCUCCCGGCCUGUGUGCUAAGCUAAGCUAACUGUCUGGACAGAAGCCAAGUGGUCUCCAUAUUCCUUUAGCCACAAAGCAAAUAGCUCCAACAAUGUUGAACUCUUCCUCCGAAGCAAAAUCAAUUCACUAAAGGCCUUUUGAUUCCACCGAACGCCCGUGACCAGCGCCUUGUGCAAACUCACAGUUCAUCGUUAUUCACCUUUUUAAAUAUCUCCACUCGACCCUUCCUCGUGAGCGUCGUGUGUGUGUGUGUGUGUGUUGCUGUUCAAACACCUGAGCCAUCACUCCUGUCCGCUCUCUACUACGCUGACCUUUGAGUCCCAUCCUUCAAGCCCAUUGGCUCGUCCCUGCUCGACCAAAGAUAACCGCGUAGAUCUGCCCCCCGGCGCCGUGUUUGCUCUGCGAUAGCGGCCGCGCCACAGGAACCACCGCCUACCUUUUUCUUUUCCAAACGACAUGGUGCCACCGCUUACAUGAAGUAUUAGCAGCAGUGUUGUGUGAGUGUGUUUGUGCCUUUCACGUCGAGGCGAAAACACCAAGAAGAAAAAUGAGACGUUGGAUGGUAUUGCUUUUUCUUUCCUUUUUUUGUCACCCAGUGCAAAGCAAACAAAAGUAAUCAAUGCUCUUUGUGAGCAGAAGAAAUCUCAGUAUUAUGUAAGACAAAGCAAUACAGAGGUGUGUAAAAUAAGCUGUGGAUGUUUUAUAAGGGGCCACGCGAUAUUUAUGUUGUUGUUCUCCCUGAUUUCUUGUUUAGGAGUAUUUUCCUUUUUCUCCUGUGGACUGAUUUAGUCGUUUAUUCUGUAAUAUUCAGCACAUUUCAUCGUCUAUCAUUUCAAUUUUUUUCACACUGAAACUACAAAAGAUGGACCAGUAUGUCACACUGGGAACAAGUCCUGUACAGAGUCUGUCAGAGUGAUGGUGAGUGGUUUAGGUUUUGGGUGUUUGUGUUCAAUGAGAAUUUGUGUUUGUGGAGCAAAGCAGCGUUUUUCUGUGGAACUGGAGUGAUUUACUGGAAGGCUGACGAUCUUGACUGAGUAAAGCGUAUGUAGAUGAAUGAAGCCCUCCUUCAGGGAUGAGCACUAGUGCCAUACCAUCCUUUGUGUCAUUAUUAUUAUUACUAUUAUUUUUCUUUGACUUGCUCUCGGUAACAACACGUCUGCCCCAUUUCAACACCCUGAGGUCACUAACAGAUGUUUCCUUAUGAGAUGUACUAAUUUGUUUUGCUGCUGAAAAUGACAAUCUUCUUUGUCAUGUUAGGUGCAAAAUGAUUUCAAAGUAAUAUUCAUUUUUAGUUUUGAUAAUUUACACUGCACAGAUGUUUCUACAGUGCUUUUGUAAACAUUUCUAGUGUAUUUGCAAAAAAAUAAAAGUGCAAAGUUCACA
Stegastes partitus (bicolor damselfish) is the source of this 5758-nucleotide messenger RNA. RefSeq names its product scavenger receptor class B, member 2a (gene scarb2a). Gene Ontology annotation, biological process: receptor-mediated endocytosis; protein targeting to lysosome. Gene Ontology annotation, cellular component: membrane; cytoplasm; lysosome. The transcript is spliced from 13 exons. The coding region runs from base 306 to 1898 and encodes 530 amino acids. Lineage: Eukaryota; Metazoa; Chordata; Actinopteri; Pomacentridae. The record is from RefSeq and is a predicted model, not a curated record. Gene Ontology annotation, molecular function: scavenger receptor activity.